CGUCAACUGAAGUUGAAUUGUGAUUCACAAAAAUCUUUAAAGGGUCGCCGCAAACGAAACCGGUAUUCACAAGUGUGAAUUUUGAGAACACGAACAUGCUUUUUGCAACAGACCUACGCACUUUCCAUCGACACCAUAAAGAGUUAUGGCCCAUCAUUGGUUUAAUUGGAGCAGCAGUGACUGGUUAUAUUUUUACAGCACAAUACAUGUUGAGAACAAGACCGGAUGUUGUAUGGUACAAGGGACAAAGAGAAGAUCGUUAUCCACAAGUUUUGAGACAGCCGUAUGUCCAUAAGUUGAUCAAAAUCAACGAGCGUUACACACCAAACCCAGCCUUGGCAGAUCUGUACGAAGAAAUGGCGAGAAGAGAGAAGGAACUAAUCAAAUCCCUACAACAAGGGCCACAAAGGAUGAAAUAAAUUAUACACAUUUGUAUAUUUUUGAUAAAUUAU
This is a messenger RNA of Photinus pyralis (common eastern firefly), 452 nucleotides long. RefSeq lists its product as uncharacterized. The coding region runs from base 96 to 419 and encodes 107 amino acids. The transcript has 5 exons. NCBI's taxonomy places the organism in Eukaryota, Metazoa, Arthropoda, Insecta, Coleoptera, Lampyridae. The record is from RefSeq and is a predicted model, not a curated record.